UUUGCUUCCUGCAUUCAGGUGAAGCUUUGCCAUUUUGGUCCCUCCCUCGGUUAGUAACCUGUUUUGCUGAGACAGGAAGCCCACUUUCAUCAAGUAGUGUUUAGGUUAGCUGGACCUUGACAGCCAUGGAAACAAACUUAUGGGAAACCCGGUUAAUAAAAUACGGAAAACGUGUGCAGGUUAAGUAAAUAUUAAGAAUAAACUACUUGUUGGAAUACAAACUUUCAGAAUCGUAAAUACAACUGCAGCGAAAACUAAUAGCUUCCCGGAUUAUAAUUUAGUACUGAACAGGUACAACUAUUGGGAAGACUAGAGGAUAAAAAAAAAAAAAAAAAAGAUAUACAUUUGUAAAAAAAAUACACGUUCUAUCUCCGUUGCUGAUAUUUGAGGUCGGUUUAAAUUUCCCUCCUUUUUAGCAAGGCGGUGAAAGAGGGGGACUUGGAGUAGAAUUCUGCCCGGCAGCCUGAGCUCAGGCCUCGGGGGGUCACAGUCGAGAAUUCUCCCCCUAAAAGGAAGAUACGGAUAGACGCUGGCUAUACACAUUUAUGUGGUUUAAAGGGGAAUAAGGAGUCGCCGAGGUUGGUUGUGUGUAUUGUAUUCAUAUUUUAACAAAAUGGAUCAGCAUUGUGCUAGCUCCGCGUCUGCUGGGGUACCUUCUUCCAAAAGCACCAAAGACAAGAAAUCAAAGAAAAACCUGGAUGACGCAGAUGGGAAAAAGAAAUUUACUCUGAAGCGACUGUUUCCUGAUGAGCUGGAACGCUUCACCAGCAUGAGAACGAAGAAGGAAAAAGAGAAGCCAUAUGUCCCUCAGCGGCACCCCUCUGCCUCGCAUUAUGAGGUCCCAGCUCCGUCUGCUAUGCUUAACGACCUGCCUGACGCUUCUGUGCUGGAACUCUUUGAACAGAUGCUGGUGGAUAUGAAUCUGAAUGGUGAAAAACAGCAGCCUUUGCGAGCAAAGGACAUCUCCAUUAAAAGGGAAAUGGUCUCCCAGUAUCUACAUACCUCUAAAGCUGGCCAAAGUCAGAAGGAGAGUUCUAAAUCAGCGUUGAUGUAUAUCCACGAGCUGAAGUGUGGGUUAAGAGAGGGUCAGCUGCUAAGCUGCCUGGAGUCCUUGCGAGUUUCGCUCAGUAACAAUCCGGUUAGCUGGGUCCAGAGUUUCGGGGCUGAAGGUAUGGCACUGCUGCUGGAUAUUUUGAAGAAGUUACAGGAUGAUAAAGACGAUCCAUACAGUGCAUUUGGUGUUAAGUGUCAACAUGAGGUCAUCAGGUGCCUAAAAGCCUUCAUGAACAACAUGUAUGGUUUAACAGCCAUGCUGAUGUCGGAUGAUGGGAUUCCACUGCUUGUCCGAGCUAUUAAUCCCAGAGUACCUCACAUGAUGGUAGAUGCUGUGAAACUGGUAUCUGCAAUCUGCAUCUUGGAUCACUCUGACAAUCUGCAUGUCAGUGAGCGUGUACUGGAAGCCAUUACAGAGCAUGCUGAGAAUGAAGAUAUUGAGAGGUUUCAGCCACUGCUUUCUGGAAUGAGAAAAUCAGGAGUAACUUUGAAGGCAUGUUGCAUGCAGCUGAUCAACGCCCUCAUCACUCAAGGUGAUGAACUGGACUUCAGAAUUCACAUACGGAGCGAGCUGAUGAGACAGGGGCUGAAAGAUAUCCUUACGGAACUGCGUCAGGUUGAGAAUGAAGAGCUGAAAGUGCAGCUCUCUGUGUUUGAUGAGCAUUCAGAAGAUGACUCUGAAGAGCUGAGAGCCCGGUUGGAAGAUGUCCGCAUAGAGAUGGAUGAUGUGACUGAAGUUUUCCAGGUCCUUCAAAACACUGUGAAAGACACAAAAGCGGAGCCUCAUUUCCUGUCGGUUUUGCAGCACUUCCUUCUCAUUCGCAAUGACUACUUAGCAAGACCACAAUACUUCAAACUUAUAGAUGAAUGCAUUUCCCAGAUAGUCUUGCAUAAGAAUGGUGCAGAUCCUGACUUCAGAUGUAAAAGGUUUAACCUUGAUGUAGAAGGUUUAAUUGAUAACAUGGUAGACCAGAUCAAAGUAGAGAAGAGUGAAGCUAAAGCUGUUGACCUGGAGAAGAAGCUUGAUACUGAGCUCACUGCCCGACAUGAGCUCCAUGCAGAGCUGAAGAAGAAGGAGAGUGAUUUUGAACAGCAUUUGAAAGACCUGAAUUCAGAGAAAGAAGCAGUGGUCUUGGAGAAGCAAAAUAAAGAAACUGAGAACAAACAACUGCAGAGCAAGAUUGACAGCCUUCAAGAAGAGAUUAACAAGCUGUCUCUAGAACUGCAAGAUGCAAAAACCAAGAUCAUCACAGUGCCAGUUUCAGUGGCAGGGCCACCAACAGCUCCCCCACUACCAGGACAUGUGGGAAUGCCCUUGCCUCCUCCUCCACCUCCCCUUCCUGGGCAAAUGGGAAUGCCACCGCCACCGCCCCCUUUACCAGGGCAAACAGGCAUGAUGCUACCCCCUCCACCUCCUCUGUUACCAGGGCAAACAGGAAUGCCCCCUCCACCCCCUCCAUUACCAGGACAAGUAGGAAUGCCGCCUCCACCCCCACCAUUGCCAGGGCAAGCAAGAAUGCCUCCUCCGCCCCCACCAUUGCCAGGGCAAGCAGGAAUGCCCCCUCCACCCCCACCAUUGCCAGGGCAAGCAGGGAUUCCCCCUCCACCCCCACCAUUGCCAGGACAAGCAGGGAUGCCCCCUCCACCCCCACCAUUGCCAGGGCAAGCAGGAAUGCCCCCUCCACCCCCACCAUUGCCAGGGCAAGCCGGGAUGCCCCCUCCACCCCCACCAUUGCCAGGUGGACCUGGGAUGCCACCCCCUCCUCCCCCUCCCCUAGGCGGGCCAGGGGCACCCCCACCUCCUCCCCCUGGCUGGGGGUUUUCUGUCCCAGUUCUUCCAUUUGGGUUGAUGCCCAAGAAGGACUACAAACCAGAGGUGCAACUAAAAAGGGCUAACUGGUCAAAGAUUGCUCCAGAGGAACUGUCUGAGAAGAGUUUCUGGACAAAGGUGAAAGAAGAUAAAUUUGAAAGCAAUGAACUCUUUGCUAAACUCACCCUGGCCUUCUCCGCACAGACCAAGUCAUCUAAAGUGAAAAAAGAACAGGAUGGAACAGAUGACAAGAAAAUGGCUCAGAAGAAGAAGGUGAAAGAAUUGAAAGUCCUGGAUGGUAAAACUGCACAGAAUCUAUCUAUAUUCUUGGGGUCUUUCCGACUUCCAUACGAGGAGAUAAAGAACGUUAUCCUCGAGGUCAACGAGAGCGUCCUCAAAGAGUCCAUGGUGCAGAACCUGGUUAAGCAGCUUCCAGAAGCAGAGCAGUUAAGUGUGCUGUCAGAAAUGAAAGGGGAAUAUGAUGAUCUGGCUGAGCCUGAACAGUUUGGUGUUGUGAUCAGCACAGUGCCAAAGCUUCAUGUUCGUCUGAAUGCCAUCCUGUUCAAGCUGCAGUUUGAAGAGCAGAUCAACAACAUCAAGCCAGACAUUGUGUCGGUGAUUGCCGCCUGCGAGGAGCUGAGCCAGAGUGAGAACUUCUCCAAGUUACUGGAGCUCAUCCUGCUUGUCGGGAACUUCAUGAACACGGGUUCAAGGAACGCCGGCGCCUUUGGCUUCAGCAUCAGCUACCUCUGCAAACUUCGAGACACCAAGUCUUCUGAUCAGAAGAUGACUCUCCUGCACUUCCUAGCUGAGGUCUGUCAGGAGCAGUAUCCAGAAGUGUUGCACUUCAUAGAUGAACUAACCCAUGUGGACAAAGCAAGCCGAGUUUCUGCUGAAACGUUACAGAAGAACGUAGACCAGAUGGCAAAGCAGAUUUCCAACUUGGAGAAAGACAUACAGGCGUUCCCUCCACCCACCAACGAGAAAGACAAGUUUGUGGAGAAGAUGGAAAGUUUUGUCAAGACUGCCCGAGAGCAGUAUGAAAAGCUGGCCCUCAUGUACAACAACAUGGAGAAGCAAUAUGAGGACCUGGGGACCUACUUUGUCUUUAACCCCAAAAAGAUAUCUGUGGAGGAGUUCUUCGGGGACCUCAGCAACUUCAGAGGCAUGUUCCAGCAAGCGGUGAAGGAGAACCAGAAAAGGAAGGAGGCAGAGGAAAAAAUCCGCAAGGCAAAACUGGCGAGGGAGAAAGCAGAGAGGGAGAAAGAAGAGAAACAGAAGAGGAACCAACUCAUCGACAUUAAUGCUGAGGGUGACGAAACUGGAAUUAUGGAUGGCUUGAUGGAAGCCUUGCAGUCAGGUGCCGCCUUUAGGAGAAAGAGGGGUCCUAGGCAGGCGGCCAACAGAAGAGCUGGCAAUGCUGUGACAUCCCUUCUGGCCAAAGAGCUGAUGCAGGAAGACGUGAUUGCUGCUUCACCUCUUAAAAAGAAGAAAGAAGAAAAGAUUAAAGAGAAAACAAUGGCUGAACCAGAACAGGAAGCACUAGAAGAUGUUUUAGAGGCUGUGCCUGCCAGAUCCAGUUAAUAAUGAAUCAAUUCAGAAUGAACACAGAUCAUGACUGCAGCCUGAGUGAAAUGACUAGUGUCACUCAAAUAUCAGUGUGGGUUGUCUUUAUUUGGUACCUGUAGUACAGGGUGUGGGUUCUUCUACAGGAGUUCUUUAUGAAGAUGGUCCAUGGCAUUCCACUUGGUGAAGAACCAUUUCUUCUCAGCAUCCCACAGUUUAUUUUUAGCUCCAGUAUGGAUGCUGAACGUUACUAUUUACACUGGAGGGGGUUAACUUCUUAGUAGCGCCUAACAUGCUUAUACAUAAAAUUUAAAAAAAAUAAUAAUAAUAAUUUAUCUGUGCAUAUUCCAGACUUUACUGGAUCUACAAACUUUCUGAGACAGCUAUUGUCAUCCAUAAACACAUUUUUUUUAUUUUUUUUUGUUAUCAUCAGCAUAGAAAUUGAAUAUUUAAAAUUAACUUUAACUUUAUUGGUCAAAUUAGAUUAAAAACUGCAAGGGACAGCUUUGAGCAGAUUGUGUUGGCUCACUAUUUGGCUGAAAUUGAUUUAAAAAAAAAAAAAAUGUUUUUCAGGUUGCUGAUUUAAAAGUGAUGUAGGGUGCAUUAUAAAGUAAAUAUAUUUAGUUAUAACAAGUGCCAAUCUGCCUUACAUCUGCACAUAUUUCAACUAAUACAAUUAUUUUCAAAUGAAAAAGUGCUGAUAAGAAAGUACGCUUCCUCGUCGAUUGUUUUAUAAUACAUUUAUACUUGUGUUUACUGUAUUCAUUUUAUUUGAGGCUACCGUAGUCUGGUACCUCGGUACCUUUGGGUACUUUUUCUGUUUUGUAUGUAGUCUUAUCGUUUUAUAAAAUAGUUUCUUAAAGAUAUUU
This is a messenger RNA of Polyodon spathula (Mississippi paddlefish), 5298 nucleotides long. RefSeq names its product protein diaphanous homolog 1-like. Lineage: Eukaryota; Metazoa; Chordata; Actinopteri; Acipenseriformes; Polyodontidae. Gene Ontology annotation, biological process: actin cytoskeleton organization; actin filament polymerization. The transcript has 28 exons. The record is from RefSeq and is a predicted model, not a curated record. The coding region runs from base 614 to 4447 and encodes 1277 amino acids. Gene Ontology annotation, cellular component: actin filament; cytoplasm. Gene Ontology annotation, molecular function: small GTPase binding; microtubule binding; actin binding.